Messenger RNA from Scatophagus argus, 4712 nucleotides. It is a transcript of the gene il17rd, whose product is annotated as interleukin 17 receptor D. Bases 68 to 2548 code for a protein of 826 amino acids. NCBI's taxonomy places the organism in Eukaryota, Metazoa, Chordata, Actinopteri, Scatophagidae. Gene Ontology annotation, molecular function: interleukin-17 receptor activity. The transcript is spliced from 16 exons. The record is from RefSeq and is a predicted model, not a curated record.
CACACACACCUCCUGCUCGCUCCUCUCCUCGCUCUCCCUCUCAGAGUUGUUCAGACUUGAGGGAGGAAUGGCGGCCCCUCGGAGUUUCUUCAUCUCUCUCUCCGGUUUAUUUCUCGUGUUUUAUUUCUCCUGUGGAUCUACGACAUCAGGCAAUAAAAGAGCAAACCAGGAGCGAUGCGGGUUCAAGGCGCAGUCCGGUGCAGAUGGAGGUCGCAGGCUGGCCGUCACCUUCAGAGCUGACAACUGUUCGUUAAACUAUCCUCUGGGGAAACACGUGAUCCACGAAGUCACCAACGUCUCCUUCAGCCACCUGGCCUGCGAGGAUCAGGCCGCCGUGGUCGUCCACUGGUCUGCCAGUCCACUAGGGAUCGAACACAUUAAAGGCUUCAGGGUUUAUCUGGAGGACAAGAAUCCAGAAGGGAAACAGUGUCAACAUCUGAUCCUCAAAGACCCCCGACAGCUCAACUUCUCCUACAGGAACACGAAGCUGAGCAGUCAGCCGUUCGGCGGUUUGAACUUUGACACGGACUACAUGAUUCGUGUUGUUCCUUUCCCGACUCUGAUGAACGAGAGCUUCUUCCCUCCAUCCUUCCUCAGGACCAACUCGUGUGAAGUCCUCCUCGGAUCAGACAACCUGGUUUGCAAACCCUUCUGGAAGCCAAAGACCUUGAACGUCUCACAGCUGGGGUCAAACCUCCACGUGGCGUUCGACCAGGCUCCGGCCUCCUUUGGCUUCCACUUCUACUACCUGUACUACAAACUGCGGCAGGACGGACCCUUCAGACUACAGCGCUGCAAACCCGACGUGAACCAGCUCAGAACUACGUGCAUCCUCCAGGACGUCACUCCAGGGACCUACACUAUAGAGCUGAGAGAUGACAGUAACACGACGAGGAGGCAGACUCAGUACCACGUCAGCCAGGUCCACUCCCCCUGGGCGGGGCCUAUUCGUGCCAUGGCCAUCACAGUGCCUCUGGUCAUCAUGUCUGCCUUCGCCACUCUCUUCACUGUCAUGUGUCGCAAGAAACAACAAGAAAACAUCUACAGCCAGCUGGAUGAAGAGAGCAGCGAGUCGUCCAAUCAGAGUGCAGCGUUGAACACCGAGCGGCCGUGGCCCCGCCCCAAAGUCUUCAUCUGUUACUCCAGCAGAGAUUGUCCUAAACACACCAGUGUUAUCCAGAGCUUUGCCUACUUCCUGCAGGACUUCUGCAACUGUGAGGUUGUGUUGGACCUUUGGGAACACCUGGAGAUGUGCAGAGAGGGUCAGAUGUCGUGGCUGAGCAGACAGCUGGACGAAGCCAACUUCAUCAUCACCGUCUGUUCCAAAGGCCUGCGCUACUACGUGGAAAAGAAGAGUCGCAGGGGGAAGACGCCAGUCAGUCGUCGAAGUAACAGCAGCAGCAGCUCUCCGACUGGUGGAUCAGGCAGUGACCUGUUCAUCGUGAGCGUGGCCAUGAUCGCUGAGAAGCUGCGGCUGGCGAAGCAGAGCGAGGGGGGCGGAGCUCAGGAGCUGAACCGCUUCAUGACGGUUUACUUCGACUACUCAACGGAAAACGACAUCCCCACCAUGCUGAGUCUGGCUCCCAGGUUUAAGCUGAUGGAUCAGCUGCCUCAGCUGUUCAGUCGGCUUCACUCCAGUCAGUCCAGUUUGUCUGAUCGUGAGUCGCAGCCUCUCAGCGUCUCCAGGAGGAACUACUUCAGAAGUAAAUCCGGACGCUCGCUUUACGUUUCCAUCUGCAACAUGCACCAGCACAUCAGCCAGAACCCUGACUGGUUUGAGAAGCAGCUGGUUCCUUCAGGAGGCUCCUCAGCCUCCUCCAAACAUCCUUCUCCGCCUGCUGACCAGGCCCCAAGCCCUCCUCCAAAGCCACACUGCUCCUCCUCCUCCUCCUCCUCCUCAUGUCAACCAGAGCACUCCGGCUUGGUGCUGAACGAGGUGGUGAUGAAGACGCCGGCGCUGGAGGGCGACAACGGAGCACCGAGGAGGAACAUGCUGCUGCUGGCUCCUGGCUCCAGUCUCAGCCUUAACCAAGGCCCCAGCCACAGUCCCAUUCCCAGCCCUGGUCUCUGUCCCAGUCCUGGUCUCUGUCCCAGUCCAAGCCUGCCACACUGCUCUCUGUCCAUGCAGGGACCCACUUCAAGGUCCACUUCUGGAAUAUCUGGACUGUUACCAGAAGAGUCUUCCUCCUCCUCCUCCUCCUCCUCUGCUCCAUCCAUCCUCCAGGAUGGACUGUGUCCCGUCUCUUCUCCGGCAGAAGAAGGCCAGUCUUCCCCUCCAGAGCUCCCUCCUCCUCGUGACUCAGGCAUCUAUGAUUCGUCUGUCCCGUCCUCAGAGCUUUCUAUUCCCCUGAUGGAGGGACUGUCACAUGACCAGGCUGACUCCUCCUCCCUGGCCGACAGUGAAUCAUCUUCUUCCGGGCUGGGUGACGAGGAGCCACCUGCUGUCACGUCGCUUCGCUGCAGCGCCGCCACAGUUUGUAAAGCUGAGCUGCACCACCAUCACCACCUGGAGCACAGUGACGGACUCACACCUGUGGCGUCACUGUAGGGGACGCCUCCUGCCGGUCAAAACAGCGAUGUCAUCACAGGGACAAAAACGUACUGGUCUUGGACCCGAACUCCUCCUUAAAAGUGCCGUCGUCCCGUCGUCAUGGGAACAGAACUGGAACUAAUUAAAAGGCACUGCAGUGGUUCACCUGCAGAAGGUUCUAGAAUGCCGGUGCGUGGUAACUGCGGUAACGGCGGAGUUCUAGAACGCUGGUCUGUGGUAACUAUGGUAACCACUGAGCUCUAGAACACGAGUCGCCUGUGACCAUGCUAAUCACUGCGUUCUGGAACACUGAUGGCUACGAUAACUUUGCUAACAGCUGAGUUCUGUGACACUCUCCAUGGUGAACAUGGUAACUCCUGUAUCUAGAGUACUGUUCUUGUUAACGAUGGUAGCCACAGAGCUCCAGAACACUAGGCCUUGGUACUUAGUACAACCGCUGAACAGUAGUCCCCAGAAACCAUGGUAAGCACAGCAUUUUACAAUGCUGGUCCCUGGUAACUACCAUAGAGCAGUACUCCCUGUUGACUUACGGUACUUUGUUUGCCUCUCUGGUCCCCCUUCCUGGAUGAUUUUUGAAGGACUAGAUCUCCAGAUGCUGCAGAGUGGACCAGUUCAGACCAAAGACUGCCUCAGCACUGCGUCUCGAAUGAUCGACAGACAGCUGACUCUUGUAUGAGUUGAUGAGUUAACCAAAAUGCGAUUGUGAAUCGGGCACUUUUUGAUGCAGGAAGGCAGGAAGAAGACACAAAGCCACAAACGUGUCCACAUGUUUCCCCCUGCUGGAUGGAUGAAAGCACUGCAGCACAUGUCAACACCUUAAGGACAUUGUCAGUAUGUCCACUAAAUGCUUUGGGGCAAACCACAUUCAUCAUGAAUGCUGUUGUUUUAAAAGUGACCUUUUGUUUCAUUUUGUGAUUUUAUUUUACGAAUAGGGUUUUUCAGUGUAAAGGGGAAUUCCUCACAAAUUGUAAUGGUACAUUUUAUUAAUAUUAAUUGGAUUUUAACGACCGCUGGAUUUUUCCUCUUGUGUGUUACCUUAUGUUAAAAUGCUUUCGACAUAGAAAUGUCUUUUUAAUGUUUGUUCACAAUGACCCAUCAUUGGAGCAGCAGGUAACACGAUGACCGUUGCCUGAUCAUAAACCAUUAAACUGUCAGAGAAUUUUGAAAGACUAGAACCUGCAAAUGUGAUAUAAUAAGAUGGAAGAAUUGUGUGAAUUACGUGUACUUUUUAACUAAAUUUUAUUUUCUCUGAAUUUUAAUUCACAAAUUCAGAACAUGUAAUUUAAAUCAAUUCGGCUGGUCACUCCUGCACCAUAAUGUAUUGAAUGCUGUGGCAUGUUGUUAAGUUUGUGGUUAUGUAUUUUAAAGUAUUGAAUAUUACUGUUACAUUUAUUGUCACAUUUAUUUCUUAAUGCUUUGUAAUCCUUUUCUAACGUUGAUGAUAAGGGCAUUAUGAACAGAGAGGCUUUUGUACUACAAUGACCAAACCACUUUAAAGAUGCCACUAUGGGAGCCCAUUUGUGCCAGGAUGAGAAAUAAAUUCAUCAACUGUUGUCAAAUUUGUCAAAAUGAUGAAAUAAUGUGAAAUAUUUUAUUUCAAUUUUGAAGUCAAAAUUAUGAUAAAAAAAUCUAAAUUAUAAGUAAGUAAAGUAAGUCAACAUUUUGAUUUAAGUGAUCAGAAAUUAUCUAAUAAUUUCCACUUUAAUUCUGGCUUGAAAAGGGAAACGUUAUUGAUUCUGAUUCAGCUUGAGAACUUUUAUUUUAAUAAUUCCUCACUUUGUUUCCUGGUGCAAACAAGCUUCCAUAAACUUUUUGAACACAUUUCAUAUCUGACACGUAGAAGGCAGCCACGUCGGUCAGUUAUUGAUUGUUGCUGUCAUUUUGUUCUUCUGACUCAAAUGUUCGAGCUGUUGCUGAAGGCCGAGUGACAAGUUGUGGUUCGCCUGCGGGUUAGUUGCAAGUUUGUAAGGGAAGAUUCAGCAUUUCCUGUGUCUGCUUGUAAAUAUUAUUUUUAUUUUUACCUGGAAAUGUCUGUUCUGCUUCAAUUUUGUAUUGUUAGACUUUUGUUUUAAUAUUUUUCUACAUUUUUUAGGAAUGUACUGUUUUAUAGUACCUUAAUGUAGGAAACAUAGAUCCAGCAAAUAAAAUGUGCUUCUUCUCA